Messenger RNA from Plasmodium fragile, 6942 nucleotides. RefSeq lists its product as uncharacterized. Lineage: Eukaryota; Apicomplexa; Aconoidasida; Haemosporida; Plasmodiidae. Gene Ontology annotation, molecular function: mRNA binding; helicase activity. Gene Ontology annotation, cellular component: catalytic step 2 spliceosome. The coding region runs from base 1 to 6942 and encodes 2313 amino acids. The record is from RefSeq and is a predicted model, not a curated record. The transcript has a single exon.
AUGAGUGUGAAUAAGUUAGCAAACGUAAAGUCGGCGGCGGGGGCGAAGAAUGGAGAACUGGAUGUGGAUGUCGCUCCGGCAGUAAAAGGCUCGCAAAAGUUCAGGUUCGUAAUUGAACACAUAGAUUUCUGCCUUUUUUGCAAAAAGAAGAAAGAAAACAAUGAGGAUGCCACUGACGCGGGCGGAUAUAACCACUGCGGUGCGGAUGAUGGAAGGGAUGACAGCGAAGACGACGAUGGUGUUGAUGGGAAAGAAGACGUUCAAAUCGAUCCCACGGUGUUAAAGUUUAUAGGCAAAACAUACGACAUUUUGAAGAAGAAAAACUUCAACCCAAAGCAUUUAAAAAGGUUAGAAAAUGCCCAAUACUUUGAAAAGGUGUUAUGGUCGCAUUAUAACAUAUAUGAUAGGCUGUAUCUUUUACAAAACAACCAGGUUUUUUUUUGCUUGGAUGGUACCGAAGUAAGUACAUACAAGUUGUACGUAAAGCACAUACUAUCUCUGAUCGUUUUUAUUUGCUAUAAAUAUGAAGAGAAGGGGAAAUAUGAAAUUUGGGAUCAGAUAAUUUACAACAGAAUAGACGAAUUUGAAAAGCUGGUGGAAAUGGAAAAGAAGAAUUACACUCCAAAGGAAAACUACAAAAUUGAUGAGCGGUUUAAUAUGUAUAAGGAAUUCCUUGUACAAAAAUUUCACAGUUUAUUUUUUAAUACCCUCAAAUUGAUUAACUAUAACUUUGUUUUUAGUGAGUACAUGCAAAAUGGGAAGCUAAAGGGGAGCGACACAGAGACGGAAGAUAUUAUAAAGACAUGCAAGAGUGGUGUAUUUAAAUUAAACUUUUUGGAGAAAUCCUUUGUUAUACAAUUUUUUAUAAAUAUUUAUUCCAGUAUAGACAAAAAAUUUCUCUUCAAAUUGUGCCUUGACCUGUGCAACCCCUUCAUUUGGAGCUGUGUAAAUUACAGUUACUUAAACGCAUUUCUAUUUCAGAAGAGCAAAGAAGCGAAAGUAUUGUAUAAUAAUCUGCUAAAGGUUAUGGAAAAAAAAUAUUUAAAUGGGAGGAGUUACAAUGUGGUGGGUGUGUAUACGUGCAGUUGUGGUGUAGUCCACCAGGACGAUGUGAAGAAGGAAGAGUAUGACGAGGGCAUCAUAUUAUUUGUUAACAAGAAUGAAUUUUGUUACAACUUGAUAAAUUACUUUUUGAUCGUUUUGGAUAUGUUUGAGGAGGAGUCCGAGGAACUGGAUGAGGUAGCCAGUGAUUCUUCCAUCUGUUCGAUGAGCGACACAGACAGUGAAAAUGAGGAACUAGACGACUGCGAAAAGUAUUUGGAAAUGUUUAAUGAUGAGGACGGUAAUAUUGCCAAUGAGGGGAAGUCUCCCUUAAGUAGUGAGAGGCUUGGGGAUGCUUCUGUACUAGUGGGUGAAGGAGACGCGGAAGAGGUUGUCCCCUCGGAUGACAACACGAAGGACAAUAUGGAUACUGACGCGAGCGAUCAAGAAGUGAGUCUUACCAACGAUUCGGUUGUCGAUCAAGAAGAGGGUGUUACUAUAAAGGGGCAUUCAUCCAAACGCAUAAAGAGAAUUGCAGGUGGUGGUGAGGAAACUGGCACCAUAAAUGCUGCGCACGUUAGCAGAGGUCAGGACGCACUCCACGACGAGGUGGUACAGUUCCUGGAGUCGGUCGAAGCGUACUCAAAGUAUAUUUCCAGCGAGGACGAAGGGGAUAGGAGUUAUGUCAACCAAAGCGAAUAUAAAAAGGAAGAAAUACUACGCAUGUUUUGGAAGUAUGAGGGGAAGCUAAAGGGGACAAAUAAACAUAGGUACACACGUAAGGUUAGAAGACGCAGGCAGCAGCAAUCCUGGGAGGAGAAGAAAUUUGGCAUUUUGUUUGUUGAGAAGUGCGUGGAAUUUUUUAUCGAUCUUUUAAGUCAGCUUUACACCAGAAGGAUACUGUACAUUCUUAUAAAGUAUUUUAAUGUGUUAAUUUAUUGCAAAAUUUCUAGUCUUAAUAGGAAAAGGAAAUUUAAAGAACUGAUAAAGCUGUUAAAAUAUUACGUCGAAAUGUAUAUAAAUAAUUUUUCGGGAAAACCAUUAACAUACCUAGAAAUAAGCAACGAGCAUUACAAGAACUUUGAGUUCUUCCAAAGCUUUUGCUACAAUCAUUUUAAGGAGCACACGGUGCUAAAGAAUUACUACUUGAAGUCCGUUUUUUUGAUGAACAAGAAGAGGGAGCUGUUGGAGAAUUUUUCCAAGCUCGAGGAGUCGGAGUUGCUGUUGUUGUGUGAGAAGUUGAAGUACUUGGUGCAUGGCAGGGAGACAGCGGAGAAUUCUGAGGACAUAGGUGAGGAGGCUAAUGAUGAAGAGGGGGAGAGCACAUUGCGGGGAAGCAAAUGGAGCAGGGAGAGCGGGGGGCUGUUCGAAAAUGUGUCUUUGUUUAGGAAAAAGCAAAAACUGUUCUACAUAACAGUGCUAAUAGAAAAUUUGAGUUUUAAGAGCAACAUUUUUGAGGAGAUAGACAAGCAAUGUGAUUACCCGAACGAGAAGGAUCUAUUCGACAGUGUCCUGAUAGACACAAAGGACGACAUGAAAAAAAAAAGGAAAACCUUUCUCUACACCAAGCCAUUGUUCAAAUUGAAUUUGCAAUAUCUAUGCAUUAACGAUUAUGUAUUUAGAAUAUACAAUUUGUUUAAAUUGCAAAGUUAUUACGACAUCAGGAAAAACGUCCUGGAGUACGUGUACGAAACGAAUCCAAAAAAUAAGAAGGUGAACGAGAAUACUGUGUGUAGAUACGUGUUCGAAAUUGAUGAGAGGAGUGAGUCUAACAGGGACGAUAAUGAGAUGAAUAGCAAAGGAGAGAAGAAACGGGGGAAGAGAAAACAUGGGAAUGAGUUAUCAGGGGAGAACCAAAUAGAUACGCAGGAUGAAUUUUUAUCCCAUAAGAACAACAGCCACACUUUCAAUGAGUACCAGCUGAACUCCAUAGUGCAGGAUGUGAACAAUAUUGAAAACACAUAUUUUGCAAAUGAAAGGAGAAUGAGCAAUAAGAUAGACUCAUUCAAAAUUAUAAGUGUAGAUAACAACAAUAAGAAAGUAACGGCAGAAAUAGUGAUAGACCUGAAGUACAAGUAUUACGAAAGAGUCAAUAAUGAAUGGAACAUGAUUAGACCCUGCGAUAUUUUAUUUCUCGUUUGUGUAAAGAAUUACACAAAUCAUUAUAGGAAUAAAAUAAACGUCAUUAAUGAUGGAGAUUUGAAGAAGCUACUUGGAAUUAACUACGUCAGAGGGUGCGAAGUGUGUAAGUAUGCUAAUUUUGUAGAAGAUGGUGAAGAGGGAGGUGCGGAGAAAAGCAGCUUGAAGAGGAUCACUGUAUACUUGGAUUAUCAUCAGUACCAGAAGGAUAUUCUUAACGAUCCAGAAAUUUACAACUCAUUCAAUUUAUUAGUGAGGAGGAAACAGAAGGAAAACAAUUUCUUCUACAUUUUGAACAACAUCAAAACGUUAAUUAUGAAUCCAGAUGAUGCGGUUAUACCAUUUUGGGUGCACGAUAUAUUUUUGGGCUACUGCGACGGUUCGCUCAAGUACUACCAGAAGUCGCUGCCGAGCAGGGUCAGCGUGGAGGGGGAUAGUCAAUCGGAGAAGGAAUCGGGGGAAGAAGGCCAAUCGGAGGAGGAAUCGGGGGAAGAAGGCCAAUCGGAGGAGGAAUCGGGAGAAGAAGAUGAAUCAGAGGAGGAAUCAGCAGAGGAUGCAUCGGAAGAAGACCCAUCAGACGAUGCAAGAAGUGGCAGUAAAAAGAAAUCGAGGACUCCGAGAUCGGCGAAAUUGUUGAAGAGCUCUCUGUCGUGCAAUCGAGAGAAGCUAAAUUUUAUAAAAAACAACAUCGACGAUAUUAACUACUUGAACACGUUUGUAAACAUCUUGCAUGUGAUAGAAACGACGAACGUUGCGUAUCUGUGCAUCGACUCGUCGUACAUGAAUGUGUUGAGCGAUGGAGAUAAAGUAGAUGUGAAGAAUCUACUGAAUGAGUAUAUAGAGCCCCUAUUUUUGAGUUACGUACCGAUCAAAUAUGAAAACAAGAAAAAGUCACUUGAAAAGGGUGUGCUGCAGAGGAAUAUCCUUGAAAGUUUGUAUUAUCACAUUUGUGUGAUUAAUGGGUACGCUACAGAUGAGAUGGAAUUUGUGUCCAAAUUUGUGGAGAACAUUAGGGCUGCGCAUCUGUAUGGGGAUUAUUGUAUCUUCCAAUUUGUAUUUAAGGGGAAAGAGUAUUUCUUAAUUUUGAACAGCUACCUGAGAAAAGAGAAAAACGGGGGCAUACAGGUUGAACGUCCCAUCAAGAGGAAGGGUCAGAAGAAGGGUCGGAAGAAGGCAGAUGCGAAAGUUGGUGAGGACGAGGGCGAUGCAGAUGGAGAAGUUUCCACUAUUGGUGAUCGAAAAAAAGUGCAAACUUUGUUGGACCAAAAUAUGAAACGGUCCAUAGGACAUUUAAGCCUAAAAGAGGACAUUUACAGAAUACCGAACAGCAUAUACGACGACCAGGACUAUCCGUUAGAGGGGUUGCUUGUGCACACGAAAAAGAGGAACAGCACAAAUGUGGUGGUGGCGAAGAGGGCAGACGUCGAAAAUGGGGCUGACGAGACGAACGUGGUAGAAGGAGCAAGCGGAGGUGAUGCGAAAAGUAGGAUGUACUACACAGAAAGGCAAAUCGAAUGUAUAAAGAGCGGGUUGUAUGAAGGAAUAACCAUCAUCGAGGGAGUUCCAGGGAGCGGGAAAACCAGCAUACUAAACAAGAUUAUUAAUAUACUGUUUAACAACAAAACGAAGGAAAAAAUUCUCAUAUGUACGCACAGUAAUAGUUGCCUGAACUACAUUUUUAAUUUGUUGGUUAAGGAAAAUUUAAUUCACCAAAAAUAUUUAUGCAGAGUAGGUAUGGGAGAAUUGGAUAUUGAGAAUUUAAGAGCCGAGUAUGAAGAAGUGGAAAGGAACUUAGCCAGAAAUGGUAUUGAUAGGGGGUAUGAGAGCAGCAUGGUGAACAAAUCAGGGAACGAUUUUUUUGAUGAAGACGAUAAUUUUAAUUUUUCGAAAUAUGGAAGAAUCAAUUAUAUGAUCGACUUAAGACAAAAGCUUUUGAACGAAGUAAAUCUGUUAUCCGAAUCGAGUAGCAGCCAAAAGAUAUAUCACUGUUUAUCGGCUACCCAAUAUUAUGAGAAUCAUGUGAAAAAACGUAUUUCCAAUUUUUUUAAGUUUAUUGAUAUUUAUAGGAAAAAGGGAAAUGAAGAUGAUUUUUUCAAAUCGUGCAUCACAGCAUCGGUUGAUGAUUACGACGUGUAUAACUUAUUUUUGUGCCCAAAGGUGUACGUGGAGGGACGUGAAAAUGUGGAGGAUUUAAUCUGGAGAGGGGAGAAGGAAACAACGCGGUGUACUUCCAAGGAGGUGGAGAAGCUACAGAUACUGGAGGAAGACAAAGAGUGCUUUUAUUUAAUUCAUCCAGAAGAUCAACUGUGUAGUUUGCAGCUGAGCGUAUAUAGUGUACUUUUCCCGUUUAAAAAGUACCUAAAUUUGAAGUUGCAUAAAGUAGGCAUCGAUGAGUAUUUGAUGUAUAGGGAUCGUUUCCUACAGAAGGAGAAGAGGCCCUGUGGGGAGGAAAUGGAAGAAAUGGAAAAAAAUACGGAAGUAAAGGAGGAACAAGAGAGGGGGGCGAACGAUGAAUUGUUAGCCCAAUCGGAGGAUGUCUCCACCCCGCGCAGCAUCUUCAACGGAGAUGUAACCGACAUGACGUUCAAAAACGACGAGGACGAUUUAUACGUGAGCAAGUACUGUUUAGCAAAGUUGAUAACCAAUUUCGAACAUCUGAAUGACUGUAGAGCAUUCGAGGUGUUAAAGAACCAGCGGGAAAGAGGAGUGUACAUUAUAGCGAAGCUGGCCAGGGUCAUCGCAAUGACGUGUACACAUGCAAGCAUAAACAGAAGCAAAAUAGCGAAACUACAAUUUUACUUUGACAAUAUUAUUAUCGAUGAGUGCACGCAAAUUACGGAGAAUGAUACGUUUUUACCUCUCCUGCUGCAAGAGAAUAGGUACUAUAAGAGCAAAUUAAAAAGAAUAAUUUUCGUUGGGGAUUCCAACCAGCUACCACCCAUUAUAAAAAAUAAAUAUAUAAAAAAUUUUGCAAACUAUGAACAGUCCUUGUAUAAAAGAUUUUUAAGAUUAGAAUUGCCGUCCAUUUAUUUGAAUGAACAGGGACGUAUGCGAAAUGAGAUUUGUAACGUAUAUAAAUAUUUUUACAGCAAGUACAAUAUUCAAAUAGCCAACCUGGAAUGCAUUAAUAGGGACAAAUUUUUGAAGAAUUUCAACCCGGGAUUUACAUAUACGUAUCAGUUUAUACACGUCGAGUCGGAGGAGUACACACCGGUGCCUUAUUUUUACCAAAAUUUGUUAGAAGCAGAAAUGGCUGUUGCUAUUUUUAUGUAUAUGCGACUGCUAGGAUAUGACAAUGAAGUAAUCACCAUUUUAACCACAUACAAUGGUCAGAAAGAAUUGAUUUCAGAUAUUUUAAAAAAAAAAUGCUUAUACAACAAAUUAAUCGGAAUGCCCAAAAAAGUCACGACGGUGGACAAAUACCAGGGAAAACAAAACGACUAUGUAAUUAUUUCCCUUGUUCGGUCUAGAAGUAUUGGGUAUAUGAAAAAUAUUAAAAGACUUAUUGUUGCUUUUUCACGUGCAAGAUUUGGUUUAUACGUAGUAGGAAAUUAUAAUUUGUAUAAGAAAAAUUACGAAUUUAAAAAGCCGCUAUAUUUUUUUAAGAAGAACAGAUUGGAGCUGUCCUUGCAAAUGAACGAGCAGUUCAAUACAGCCCAACGGGAAGAUAGCUCCCCCACAGUCAUCGUAAAAGAUUUGAAUCACUAUUACUCAAUUAUAUAUUCCCUGGCGAAUGCCCACCUGCAGAGCGGUUGUGCGUAA